CGCGGGAGGCGGGUCCGCGCCUCGGGUCCCCCGGGUUCCGGCGCCGGCGUUUUGGUUCCGGAGGACGAGCGCGCGGGCCGCCGGCUUCCUCCUCUCGCCGCCCGGACGCUCGGCCGCCGGCCGCCCGGGCUGGAUCGUGCGCGUUGCGCCGUCGGGCUCGGGCCGGGGCCCCCGCACCCCCAGGAGGCCCCCGCGGCUUUCCGGCGCCCGCAGCCCCGGCCGAGCUCCUCCCGUCGGGGCCCCGCCGCCCCGCGGCCUCCCCGCGCCAGGGGCCGGGCCCCCAGGAUGUGACCCCGCGCCAUGGACAGCCCGGGGCUGGUCAUCCGCAUCCGCAUCCCCAACAGCGGCGCGGUGGACUGGACGGUGCACGCCGGCCCGCAGCUGCUCUUCAGGGACGUGCUGAUGAAGAUGAAGACGGAGAUCGGAUCACGGUGCGGAGUGACGAGGAAAUGAAGGCCAUGCUGUCCUAUUACUACUGCACAGUAAUGGAGCAGCAAGUGGACGGACAGCUGAUCGAACCGCUGCAGAUAUUUCCGAGAGCUUGCAAGCCUCCUGGGGAACGGAACAUACAUGGCCUGAAGGUGAACACCCGGGCUGGAGCCCCUCAGCACAGCAGCCCUGCGGCCUCCGACUCUCUUCCAAGCAAUAGCUUGAAGAAGUCCUCUGCCGAGCUGAAGAAGAUACUAGCCAAUGGCCAGAUGAAUGAACAAGACAUCCGGUACCGAGAUACCCUCGGCCACGGCAACGGAGGCACCGUGUACAAAGCAUACCACGUCCCCAGCGGCAAGACCUUAGCUGUGAAGGUCAUCCUGCUGGACAUUACACUGGAGCUGCAGAAGCAGAUCAUGUCUGAGCUGGAAAUUCUCUACAAGUGUGAUUCCUCAUACAUCAUAGGGUUUUACGGUGCAUUUUUUGUAGAAAACAGGAUCUCCAUAUGUACAGAAUUCAUGGACGGGGGAUCGUUGGAUGUAUAUAGAAAGAUUCCAGAGCCUGUCCUUGGGAGGAUUGCCGGAGCUGUUGUCAAAGGCCUGACCUACCUGUGGAGCCUGAAGAUCCUACACAGAGAUGUGAAGCCCUCCAACAUGCUGGUGAACACCAGAGGCCAGGUCAAGCUGUGCGACUUUGGAGUCAGCACCCAGCUGGUGAAUUCUAUCGCCAAGACGUAUGUCGGAACAAAUGCUUACAUGGCGCCUGAGAGGAUCUCCGGGGAGCAGUAUGGGAUCCACUCAGACGUCUGGAGCUUAGGAAUCUCUUUCAUGGAGCUCGCUCUUGGGAGCUUUCCAUAUCCUCAGAUUCAGAAAAACCAGGGAUCUUUAAUGCCUCUCCAGCUUCUGCAGUGCAUUGUUGAUGAGGAUUCGCCCGUCCUUCCGGUUGGAGAGUUCUCAGAACCAUUCGUACAUUUCAUCACUCAGUGCAUGAGGAAACAGCCGAAAGAAAGGCCAGCACCGGAGGAGCUGAUGGGUCAUCCGUUCAUCCUGCAGUUUAACGACGGCGACCCCACCGCCGUGUCCAUGUGGGUGUGCCGGGCGCUGGAGGAGAGGCGCCGCCAGCAGGGGCCCACCUGAGCCCUGGGGCGCCCCGAAGCCGGGAAGACUCGCCACCCCACCCCCCAGCUGCAACCCCCUCCUGUCUCCACUCACUGCUUCCCGCUCCGUCCACUGCCCGCAGCUGGCCCUGAACCUGGGAUCUGGAGCCUCUCCCUCGGGACAGGGAAAGGGGGCUGGGGGGGGGGGGGCUUCCCCGACCUCUCUCCUCACUCGCAGCUCUGUAAAGGUCCCCCUGAGCCCCCAAGCACUGAUGGGAAUAAAGUGUCCCUGCUUUUCUCUGCAGAA
Molecule: messenger RNA, 1832 nt
Organism: Erinaceus europaeus (western European hedgehog)
Lineage: Eukaryota; Metazoa; Chordata; Mammalia; Eulipotyphla; Erinaceidae
Gene: MAP2K5
Product: mitogen-activated protein kinase kinase 5
Exons: 21
Coding region: 450-1565 (371 amino acids)
Biological process (GO): protein phosphorylation
Molecular function (GO): protein kinase activity; protein binding; ATP binding
Source: RefSeq, a predicted model, not a curated record